Molecule: messenger RNA, 968 nt
Organism: Owenia fusiformis
Lineage: Eukaryota; Metazoa; Annelida; Polychaeta; Sabellida; Oweniidae
Source: the annotation of a GenBank genome assembly
GUUACUCCAGAGAUGUCAGAAUCUUCCAUACCAGCUUCUGCUAGGCCUUAUCCAGUUACCACAAAGCUGAUGUGCGUAGUUUUAUAGGAUCCAGAAGUCCAGUCUCCAGGUAUCCAGAAUAUCAUUUAAUGAGCUGAUUAGUUACAGGGCAUUAUAACUGGUCAUAAUCCGGUUACUCGAGACUCGUCAGAGUCCAUACGAGUGAUUUCCAGAAUUCCUGAUAUCCAAGCAAAUAUGGAAAGUGAGCAACAGGCGAGACACACUGCCAAUAUGCGUGUGCCAGCAAUACCACAUGAUGAAAGGUAUAAAUAUCCAGAGCCGUUCCAGCCUAGCAAUCUUAAUGAAGAUGCCAUGUUCAGAUUAGAUGAGAUUAGAAAAUGCAUCAAACUUCUGCACAGUGAAGAAGAGAAGAUCCUCCAGACCAAGAAUACAACUAUCAAUAUUACAGAUAUUAGUGAGGUUCCAGUUCCUGAAAAUGAUGCUGAAAGAUAUAAUAAAGAAAUUCCAGCCAAUGAAAUCAUGCCAAGAUAUGAAUACUGUGCUCCAAAUGAACAGAAUGUAAAUAAAAAGCAUACCACAGAGUAUCGCGCUGCAUGUAAGCAGCAUGUAAAUAAAAAGCAUACCACAGAGUAUUGCGCUGCAUGUAAGCAGCAUGUAAAUAAAAAGCGUUCCACAAUGCUGCAGAAUUGUGAGUAUUGCGCUGCAGGUGAGCAGCAUGUACAAAGUGCAAAGAUGGGUCUACCACCAAACAAGCGUACCAUGAAAGAUCAUGAGUAUUGCGCUGCAGGUGAGCAGCAUGUACAUACUAGUGUAAAUAAUAUGGGUAGAUCUAGUGGAUCAAAUCUACUGGAUUUUAAUGAAAUACCCAUUCCAGAUCCAAAGCCGGACCAGUCCUUGGGUAUAAAGAAACCAUUUAGAGAUAACCAUCCAGUUACGGAGGUACUGUUACGUCCUGAUGAAGUGUCCCG